AGUAACCAAGUUGGUACGAUCCAGGAAGUGAAAGGUGGCAGUAGGGAGAGACAGGCUCUCUCAAUUGUUUUAUUUUAUUUGGUUUCUGAUUUGAUUUAAUUAUUUGUUAAUAGUAUAGUUUAUUUUUGUUUAAUUCCUGAAUAAUUCUGGGGCCCUGAGCAGGGUUUAUCUGCUUGGGGUCCUGAGUGGAUUGGUGCUUUUGGAAAGGCUCAACAUGGAUGUACGUCAAACAACGGAUUUGGAUACAAAGGAGGACGAACAUACUAACAAAGAUCAACAAAAGGACAACGGACAAAGAGGAAGAACAAAAGGAUCAGUGGAAACAACUGAAGAAGAAAAGAGGACUGAUGAAAGAAAGAACAAUGAAAUACAAAGAAAAUAUUCAAAGGAAGCAACAGUGAUUGUGAAUGUGGCGGAGAUCAAAGAUGGGAAAGCGGAGGAUGUGAUAAAAGCAGUGAUUAACAAAGUUGGACCGAGUAAGGUGCUGGCAGUGAGACCAAGGAUUAACAAGGAAUAUGAGAUUACAUUAACUGACGAAGAAGCCUGUGAGGAGUUAAUGGAUGGACUGAUGAUCAAGGAUGUGAUAACAGAGGUGAGAAACUUACAAACAAAAGAAUGUGUGGUUUCAAUCAUGCACUUACCAGUGUACAUAACGGAUGAGGAGAUACGAGACAAGUUGAGAGUGUGGGGUGUAACAACAAUAUCUGCAGUGAAAAGAAGAUAUUAUCCAGGAACAACAAUCACAGAUGGAACACGUUUUGUAAGAGCUAAGUUCCCGAAAGAAAUUGUUUCACUGCCCUACAGCACAAAAUUUGAAACAGCUGAAGGAAUGCAGUAUUUCAGGAUCAUACACGAUCGUCAGGUGAAAACCUGUCGAUUAUGUAUGAAUCCUGGACAUAUAUUAAUGGAUUGUCCUGAUUUUAAAUGUCACAAAUGCGGAGAAAAAGGUCAUUUUAUAAGAGAUUGUGAUGCAGUCUGUUGUCCAGAUUGUAAAGAAGUAAUGGACAGAUGUGAGUGUUGGAUGGAGGGCGAGGAGGAGGAGGAAGAGCAGCAGGUAGGUGGGCGGGUGCAUGAACGAGACAACGAGCAGCGAGAGGACGAAACAAGAGUACGAGGCGAAGGACCAGAAUCAAAUAACAAUACAGAACAACAGAAAGAGUGUAACGAACAGGACAUACAAACACAACAGGACGGGGGGUUUUGGACUCAGAUGGUUUUGACUGGCAGCUUGCAAAGUGCUUUGGAUACUGUGGAACUGGACGAUCAAAGGAAUAAAGAAUUGAGCGAUGCACAACAGGAGGGAAUUUUAUUUACACAGAUGGAUGUGACUGACAGUUUGCAAAAGGUGUUGGACACUGUGGAACUUAAUGAUCAGAGUAAUAAGGAACAAUCUGCUACAAAGGAAAGUGAACAAGGAAAAGAAAACGAGGAGACACAGGGGAAAGCAUCAAAAAGAAGAAGAUCUGUAAAGAGUAAUAAGGAACAAUCUGCUACAAAGGAAAGUGAACAAGGAAAAGAAAAUGAGGAGACACAGGGGAAAGCAUCAAAAAGAAGAAGAUCUGUAAAGGUAGUGCCCAAUUUAGAGACUGCAAGAAAAAGAGUGCCUAAAGAUGAUGGUAUUGAGAGUACGAAUAAGUAUGAGUUGUUAAAGGGUUUGGAGGAGAUGGACUGA
Sinocyclocheilus rhinocerous is the source of this 1672-nucleotide messenger RNA. RefSeq lists its product as uncharacterized. The transcript has 3 exons. Bases 215 to 1672 code for a protein of 485 amino acids. Gene Ontology annotation, molecular function: nucleic acid binding; zinc ion binding. NCBI's taxonomy places the organism in Eukaryota, Metazoa, Chordata, Actinopteri, Cypriniformes, Cyprinidae. The record is from RefSeq and is a predicted model, not a curated record.